AUGGGUUUGAAAUCAUAUCUUGCUCCUGGUCGCAAGACCGACAAGAAGAGCGAUGAGAAGAGCACCGAACUCAACGAGAAGGCUCCGGCCCAUGGCACAUCAACACCUCACCAUCUGGCUCCUUCAGGGGCAGUGUCUGGCGCAGCGACACCUCUCGGAUCAAGGCCAGCAUCUAUGUUCCCCGAGGGCGAUUUCCGCAACCAUGCAAAGGAGGAGAUUCUCGACAUCAAGUGCGACAUGAUGGUCAACAACCUGUACCAAAACCAGAUGGAAUUGCUCUGGACUGCUGGUGGUCACGACGAGGGUAUUCUGCUCAAGAAGUCAAGAGGCAAGUACGCAUGCUGCCCUUCAGAUCUCGAGAGCGAGCCUUUCGGCUUCUUCAAGGCUGUUGAGACUCUUAACGUUAGAGUGAGUAAAAUGCAUCCUCUCAAUUCUGUGGACUCCCCUAACUGUGUGUGCAGANGUGCCAUGACCGUCAACACCCGCGUUAUCAAGCUGUUCCUCCACGGCAACGACCGUGCAUUCAUUCNNCCCCUCAAGAGUGGCCUCCGUCUCCAGGUUCUUCCCGACAUGUCCUACUUGCCACGAUGCGCCAAGCAUCAGUUCGCUGCCUUCAUCGCCGACCGCGGAAUCCUCGUUGUCUGGGACGAUGACCCGAGACAUCUCAUCAAGCGUGCCGCAGACAUUGAGCAAGCACUCAUGAAGAUGGUCUGGGGCCAAGAGGGAGAAGAAGAAGAGGAUGUAUCAGAGAAGGAGAAGACCGCCGAGAUCAACAUCGACGAGAUUGGUGCCGACAGCGAAGAGGCAGGUGCAUACGAGAAACCUCGUCGCAUCGUUCUCACCCAGGCGAUCUGUAACGCAUUGACUCUCUGUCUAAUUAUCGUCGUCCUGGCCUUGGGUUGGCGUAAAGUUGCUAUCGAGAUUGGCUACGAUGGUGGCUAUCUCCGUAUAGCCUUUGUUCUCUGUUACCUACCUCAGUUCUGGGUCUCGCUCUUCUUCUUCCAGGCUCUUGUCGGAAACAUCGCUCAACUGUUCGGUCCCAUCUCUCAACUGACGUCCAACACCAAAUUCUACUCGGGUGUCGCCCCCAAACGCCUCAACGCCGACCUUGUCACCCUCCCUCACAUUACCAUCCAGUGUCCAGUUUACAAGGAAGGUCUUAUUGGUGUUAUUGAGCCCACUGUACACUCGAUCAAGGCUGCUAUCUCAACUUACGAGAUGCAAGGCGGAACCGCCAACAUUUUCGUCAACGACGACGGUAUGCAAUUGAUCUCUGAGGAGGAGGCACGCGCCCGCCAGGACUUCUACGAUGAGCACAACAUCGGAUGGGUCGCUCGUCCUCGCCACGACCCCAAGGGUGAGCACGGUGAUCCCUUUGUUCGUCGCGGAAAGUUCAAGAAGGCUUCAAACAUGAACUACGCACUCUGGGUCAGCAACCGUAUCGAAGAGAAGAUGAACGCAACCCCCAAGCACGCCAACUGGACCAAUGAGGACGAGGCCGAAAUCUAUGUCAAGGCACUCAACGAGGUUGUUGAGGAAGACGAAGGCCGCACUUGGGCAGAUGGUAACGUCCGUCUUGGUGAUUAUAUCCUUCUGAUUGAUUCCGAUACUCGUGUCCCUACCGACUGCUUGCUCGACGCCGCCAGUGAAAUGCACCAAUCUCCUCAGGUCGCCAUUCUCCAGUACGCUUCAGGUGUCAUGAACGUUACCGAUAGCUUCUUCGAGAAGGGCAUCACUUUCUUCACCAACCUCAUCUACACUCAAAUCAAGUACGCUGUUGCCAGUGGAGACGUUGCUCCUUUCGUCGGUCACAACGCUAUCCUCAGAUGGUCCUCGGUCCAAAACAUCGCCUACGACUGCGCUGAUGACAACCGCGAGAAGUACUGGUCCGAGGAGACUGUCUCUGAAGAUUUCGACAUGGCCCUUCGUCUUCAAAACGAUGGUUACGUGGUCCGUCUUGGUGGUUACACUGGCGAUGGUUUCAAGGAAGGUGUCUCGCUUACUGUCUACGACGAACUUGCUCGUUGGGAGAAAUACGCCUACGGUUGCAACGAGCUCCUGUUCCAUCCUAUCCGCUACUGGCCUACUCGUGGUCCUUUCACUAAGCUCUUCCGCAACUUCAUCUGCUCUGCUAUGCCCCUUCCUUCUAAGUUCACCAUUAUGGCUUACAUCGGUACUUACUACGCCAUUGGUAGCGCCUGGCUUUUGACUAUUCUCAACUAUUUCCUCCUCGGCUGGUACAACUCAUACCAAGACAAGUACUACCUCGAUUCAUUCCAGGUUUAUCUUGCUAUCAUCGUCGUUUUUACCGGUCUUGGUAACGUCGCCCUUGCUGUUCUCCGCUACCGUACCGACGAGCAGAGUCUGAUACGCGCUCUCAUUACCAACUUCAUGUGGGUCCCUAUGAUGACCGUUUUCCUUGGUGGUCUCUCCCUGCAUUUGUCGCAAGCUCUCUUGUCGCACAUGUUCGGUAUCGAGAUGAACUGGGGUGCCACUAGCAAGGAAGCCGAGAACACCACCUUCUUCGAAGAAGUCGGAAAGGUCAUCAAGAACUUCAAGUACACCUUCAUCUUCUGCAUUCUCAUGGCUGCUGGUAUGGUUGUCUGCGCCGUCGCAUUGCCCUGGAACUGGCAGAUCACACAGUUCUUCGCCAUCUGGCCGCUCGCCACUGUCGUGGUCAGCCAUUUCGCACUACCAAUUGUUCUUAACCCCAACCUCAUGCUCUUCACAUGGUAG
Molecule: messenger RNA, 2736 nt
Organism: Aureobasidium musti
Lineage: Eukaryota; Fungi; Ascomycota; Dothideomycetes; Dothideales; Saccotheciaceae
Source: the annotation of a GenBank genome assembly